AUGAAGCCCGCCAGUCCAAUCGCGCACCGGGUUCGGAGAGGGUUCGGAGUCUUAAGCAACUCUGUCUAUCCUCUUCGGCCAUUGGCAUUGUUUCCCCGACUCUCUUCGCAUGUUUCCAUCCAUCCACACCCAUCACAAUGCGCCAAAAGGCAUAACAGCAGUGCGGCAUCUCCAAGAGAUAAUGAGCUGAAACCGAAAGUUUCAGCUAUUACCAAUGAAGCAUCAAUAUCUCUUUCAGAUCAAGUCCGCCUGCUCAUGCGUCGAGUCCCCUAUCCCGUCGCAAUCAUCACAGCAACCGACCCCUCGGGACCCCAAGAGACAUCCUUCCGCGGCAUGACAGUAUCGUCCUUCAGCACCGUCACUUUGACACCAAACCCCGUGAUAUCAUUCAAUGUGCGCCGCCCAUCAGAGACAUUGAGCGCACUACUCGCGUCACGCCGCUUCCUCGUUCACCUGCUAGCUCCCGGUCCGGCAACUGCUACGUUGGCGAGGGACUUCUCAAAGGGAAAUGCCACUUUGUCUGCCAUGUUGAAGGGACAUGGUGAGUUUGAGCUAGCAGCUUUGGAUUCUGGGAACGAGCAAAGACCGCUUCCUAUCCUGAAGCGGAGGGGGUCCGGUGAUUCACCGGGCGAGGACUUCCCUUUUGUUUUUGAGUGUACGCUACAUCCCGAGAAGAUUGACGUCCACGAUCAUUCAAUCGUACUUGGAAGUGUGAUCAGGACGGUUGAGGGAUCUGAAUCCUCAGGACAAGAUAGCCGGGGGGACGAGCAUGCUCCUGAUCGGCUUUGUUUGACAUAUGCCAAUACCAAGUUCUGGAAAAUGGGUGGUGAGAUUUAG
Penicillium salamii is the source of this 837-nucleotide messenger RNA. The record is from the annotation of a GenBank genome assembly. NCBI's taxonomy places the organism in Eukaryota, Fungi, Ascomycota, Eurotiomycetes, Eurotiales, Aspergillaceae.